AUGGUUGCUUUGCUAGGAAAUAGUCUCCUCCUGGUUGUGAUCCAGGUGGACUCAAGUCUUCAGACUCCAAUGUAUUUUUUCCUCAGCCAGUUGUCCUUCAUGGAUAUGUGCCAAGUCCUCGUCAUUGUUCCCAGAGCAGCAAUGGAUUUUGCAACAGAGUCCAAAACGAUUUCUCUGGUUGGGUGUGUGGCCCAGGUUUUCCUCAUUCUGAACAUAGGAGGAGCAGAGUGCCUCCUGUUGGCUGUCAUGUCAUAUGACAGGUAUGUGGCCAUUUGCCGCCCUCUGCAAUAUCCAGCUCUCAUGAGAAGAAAGUUAUGCUUAGUCAUGUCAGCCAGUGUAUGGAUUUCAUCUUUCCAUUAUGCAUUGAUGAAAGCAAUUUAUUUACUAACUCUUUCAUACUGUGGAUCAAAUGUGAUAAACCAUUUUUUCUGUGAGUUCCACGUCCUGAUAAAGUUGUCCUGUUCAGAUACAUCCCUCUUUGAAACAGUGUCGUUAUUAAUUGGUAGCCAUCUAUUGCUUCUGUUCCCCUUCUCCAUCAUUGUGGCCUCCUACGUGUCCAUCCUCCUGCAGAUUCUGAGGGCUAAGCGUUCAGCAGAAAGAAGCCACAAAGCACUGGGCACCUGUUCGUCACACUUGUGUGUAGUAGCCAUCUUCUAUGGGUCGGCCAUCUUGCGGCACCUAAGGCCAGCCUCCUCCUACUCAGCAGAGAUGAACCAGAUUUUUGCUGCAUUGUGCACAAUUGUCACCUCCACUGUGAAUCCUUUUAUAUACAGCCUGAGAAACCGGGAUGUACUAGCAGCCUUAGGGAAACUGUUCAGGAAACUGAAGGCACUUCCGUGA
This is a messenger RNA of Zootoca vivipara (common lizard), 840 nucleotides long. Lineage: Eukaryota; Metazoa; Chordata; Lepidosauria; Squamata; Lacertidae. The record is from RefSeq and is a predicted model, not a curated record.